AUGUCCGACAUUAGUCUUGAGAGAAUGAUUUCAAAAGACAUAUAUUAUAGUGAUCAAGCCGAAACACCUAGCGGUGAUUCAAAUGUUUUUGUUAUUGCAGUAGCAGGAGGAAGUGCAAGUGGUAAAACAAGUGUAUGUACCCGAAUUUUUUCGGAGUUGGGAGACAAGAGAGUUGCAGUAAUCGAAACCGAUAGUUUUUAUAAAAAUCCAGUUUUAGAAGAAGGACAGACUAUUGCAGAUUAUAACUUUGACCACCCAAAUUCUGUAGACUUUGAACUUUUAUACAAUGUUUUGCGAAGUUUGAAAAACGGGGAGGGAGUGCAUAUUCCCAACUACUGUUUUAAACAACACAAAAGAUUAACAACUGGAAGGCAAGUCUCGCCAGCAUCUAUUAUUAUUGUCGAAGGAAUAUUUAUUCUUUUUCAUCCAAAGAUCAGACACCUCAUAAAUAUGUCAAUUUUUGUUGACACGGACGACGAUAUUCGCCUCAUACGCAGAAUAAGAAGAGAUACUGUUGAAAGAGGUAGACAAAUCGAUGAUAUUCUCAAUCAAUACGAAAAGAUGGUCAAACCUUCAUAUGACGAAUAUAUUUAUCCAACUAGAAGAUAUGCAGAUAUCGUCAUUCCACACUACCCAAAUGAAGUUGCAGUUGACCUUGUUGUACAACACCUUAGAAACAAACUAAAAAUGGAUGAUCUAAGGAAAAUUUAUUCUAAUUUGCACAUUAUUCCUUCUAAUUGUCAAAUACGCCAAAUGCAUUCCAUUAUAAGAAAUAAGAAUACAUCAGCAGUAGAUUUUGUGUUUUGGUCAGAUAGAUUAAUUAGACUGGUUGUAGAAAAUGCUCUUGGUCACUUGUCAUUUACUGGCCAAACAAUUGAGACACCUAUUGGAGAAUUGUACGAUGGCGUGCAAUGUAAUUACAAAGAUAAACUCUGUGCAGUAUCAAUUGUUAGAGGAGGUGAGAGCAUGGAGAUUGGUUUGUCUGCUGUUUGUAAAGAUAUUCCCAUAGGGAAAAUCCUGCUGGAGUUCCAAAAUCCAAAAACAGAACUCGAUGCACAAUUUGACAAACCUAAAAUUAUUUAUUGUAAACUACCGGAUGAUAUUGCCUCAAGGAAUGUAUUUAUUCUGGACCCCAUACUUGGGAAUGGAUUUGGUGUAUUUUCCGCAAUAAAAUAUUUAUUGUCAAAAGGAGUUUUACAGCGCAAUAUUAUUGUCCUUAGUCUUAUUGUUGCGCAUAAUGCAAUACAUAGAAUAUGUAGGGAUUUUCCAGAGGCAACUCUUAUUACAACUGAAAUUGACCGUGAUGUUAAUUCUGAUGGGUUUGUUGUCCCAGGAUUAGGUUGUUUUGCUGACAGAUACUUUGGGACCGAAUAA
Messenger RNA from Cryptosporidium ubiquitum, 1374 nucleotides. RefSeq names its product uridine kinase Uracil phosphoribosyltransferase. The transcript has a single exon. Lineage: Eukaryota; Apicomplexa; Conoidasida; Eucoccidiorida; Cryptosporidiidae. Gene Ontology annotation, cellular component: cytoplasm. Gene Ontology annotation, molecular function: ATP binding; kinase activity. The record is from RefSeq and is a predicted model, not a curated record. Bases 1 to 1374 code for a protein of 457 amino acids.